UCACCAGCAGUUUGUUGAGUUUGAGAACUGAGCCUCUAACUAACUUGUUUCCUCAUCAUCCGUCUCGAGACCUUUCGAUCGGCUCGUGGUCGGAUCGAUCGGAGCUGAUCGGAUCGAUGGAUUAGAGGAGAGCUGCAUCAGAGACAUGGCGGUGUGUGUGCUGCUGUGUGUGCUCAGUGUGUUGGGCUGGGCUCACGGUUCAUCAAGUGACCACGCCCACCUGGACCAGCACCAUCACCUGGUGCCCGCCUCAGGUGACCGUGUCCUCGGCGGUGCAGACCUGUGUGUGAUCGACAGGCCUCUCUGUGAGGACCAGAACUCUCUGCUGAGCUUCCAGUCGAUCUGCAGCAUCCACCAGCUGAUGGACGACGACGCCGACGGCUCGGUGGACACGACGGAGACGGACGAGUUCCUCAGGGAGGACCUGAUGUCCCACGACCCCAAAGCCAAGCACAGCAGCUUCCACCGGGCCGACCUGCACAUCAGCGUAGAGGACAUGUGGGCGGCCUGGAAGGGCUCCACGGUGUAUAACUGGACGGGGCAGCAGGUGGAGGACUGGCUGCUCCUCAGUGUGGAGCUUCCUCAGUACACAGAAACCUUCAAAAAACACCAGCUGGACGGGAAGGCCUUACCCAGGCUGGCGGUGAAGAACACCACCCUCACCGUGGUGGUGCUGAAGGUUCUGGACAGAAGUCACGCUCAGAAGCUGCAGCUCAAAGCGCUGGACAUCGUUCUGUUUGGACCUCCACCAGCCCGUCACAGCCUCUUGAAGGACCUGGUUCUGACCGUGUCCGUCGUCAUGGCGAUGGCCGGCUGCUGGUUCGCCCUCGUCCAAACCAGACGGUCCAGAGACGACCUGGGGAGGCUGCUGAAGGACCUGGAGGGUCUGCAGAGGGCCGAGCAGAGCCUGCUGGACCUGCAGCUGCAGCUGCAGCGGGCGCAGGAGGAGCAGCGCAGCGUGCGGGUGGAGAAGCUGAAGGUGGAGGAGGAGCUGCGGAGCGAGAUCGACUCGGCCAAGCAGGAAGCCCGGCGGCUCCGAGACCUCCGGCGGGGAGCCGGCAACGAGAGGAGCCGGCGGGGAGCCGGCAACGAGAGGAGCCGGCAGAAGUACGCCGAGGAGGAGCUGGACCAGGUGCGCACGGCGCUCAGGAAGGCGGAGCGGGAGCUGGAGUCGCGGGCGCAGUGGGCGGCGCCGGACGGCCUGCAGACGUGGCUGCAGCUGACCCACGAGGUGGAGGUCCAGAACUACACCCUCAAGAAGCAGAGCGCAGAGAGGCAGCUGCUGCAGGCCCGAGAGGGGGCUGAGAAGAUCAAGAAGAAGAGGAGCUCUCUGUUCGGGACGUUCCACGUGGCUCACAGCUCGUCGCUGGACGACGUCGACCACAAGAUCCUGUCGGCCAAACAGGCCCUGGCCGAGGUGACGGCGGCCCUGAGGGAGCAGCUGCACCGCUGGCAGCAGCUGGAGGCGCUGACGGGCUUCGGCCUGGUCAGCAACCCGGGGCUGGGCGCGCUGGCCGCCGCCCUCAACCUGGACCCGGCCUUCCUGGGCCUGCGACCUCCGACCCCGCAGCACCUGCUGCUGUCCGACGACCUGGACGACCUGGACGAGGACAUCAUGUCUCCUGGGACGCUGCAGUACGCAGCGUGGCAGAUGGACCGGCGAGUGAGCGACCUCUGGCCCCUGAGUGGCAUCGCAGACACCCAGUCACCAUGGAAGCACUCUGCUCAGAGCCUGAUGCCCCUGCGACAGAGGAUGGUAGACCCCGGUUUGACCUUCAGCUCUCAGAGGGACAUCGUGAACCUCUCGGACUCUGACUCCGCCUUCCCGCUCUCUCACGGCGAAUCACGAGGCUCGUACGGCUCCAAGCCCCUCCUCCUCUCGUCCAGGCUCCACCCCUCGCAGUUUCAAGGCUCCGGGUUCGGCGGCCUGGAGAAGAGCUCCAGCCUCGGGGAGCUGAGGGGCGGCGGCCUCGUCCCCGACCCCGCCCCCGCCGCCGCCGUCCUCGCCUCCUCGAGCUCCACCCGCUCCCUCUGCGUCGCGUCCGCCGCCGCCGGCCCGAUCCCCGCGGACGAGGACGCCGGAGACGAGAGCGAGUCGUCCGUCAGCCGGAGGAGAAACGCCUUCAACAAGGUCUUCAAGAAGAAGCAGGGGCGCCACUGAGCCGCCGCCCGCCGGACGCUCUUACGCAACUCUUCUGGCAAUGCAUCUUUUUUCUCUCUCCGUUAAACUUGUGAAGAUCCAACGUGGCGUAACGAGGCAGGAAGUAGGACACGGGACACGCCUCCCACGCCCACCAACGAAGAAGAACGUCCAUCUGGAGUCAAACUGACCAUAAGGCAGGGUACGCUUCAGGGCGGGGCUACACACUGAUUGACAGGUCGACAUACGCCGUCUGUCCGUCACUUCCUGUAUGUAACUUCCUGUCCGUCUUGUACGCUCGUUGCACAAAAAACAAGAUGGCCGAACUGGCGGCUUCAAAACAUCGGCCUAUUAACCGACGUCCACUUCCUGUAAAGUGUCGUGGGACCGGCAGACCUCCACGGCGGCGCCCUUUCAGUUCACGGCCAUCAGGUGCAUGCUGGGAACUCCCGCGGUCUUCAGUGUAUCUCACGGUUCACGUGUAUCAGAGUUUAUGAUGCUAUGGAGGUUCAGUGGUUGAAGGUUGACGGGCUUUUAUUUUGGUGACGGUUUUACCACAAAGUCGUUUCUGAUCAUUUAUGGUUUCAGACCGUUGCCAGAAAUAAAAGUCAAACCUUUGAGUCUCAGAUAAUUUACGACUUUCAGCUGUUUUAUGACGUUAAACUGAACAUUUUGGGCGUUUUGGACCAAAACCGAAGCCGACGAUCUCGUCCGGUUCCAAACACAAACAUCAGAGAUUCAAAGUUCAUGGUUGUUUUCUAGGUCGCUUCCUUCACUGAUUCUCAGUUUGAUGUUCACCUGUAGAAGAAAUGUUUUAGUUAGAAGUCGAGUGUGUCACACACACACACACACACACACACUCAGCUGGUGUGUGUGUGUGUGUUUUCUGAGACAGGAUGUGAAGCUUAACUUUAACUUUAUUUACUCUGAACACAAACAAGUGUCACAAAGUGUUUAUUUAAGGAGCUGCGACGUGCGGACUCAAUUACCCAGAAUGCCUGUCACCUGUGCCCUGAAGCUGAACUCGCACGUCGCCACAGCCUGCAGGAGUUUCAUCCGUGUGUUUCUAUUUAUGAACCUGAAGAAGAGUUUGCAAUAAACAAACGUUGAUGUUGA
Molecule: messenger RNA, 3256 nt
Organism: Pseudoliparis swirei
Lineage: Eukaryota; Metazoa; Chordata; Actinopteri; Perciformes; Liparidae
Product: stromal interaction molecule 1-like
Exons: 14
Coding region: 146-2161 (671 amino acids)
Biological process (GO): intracellular calcium ion homeostasis; store-operated calcium entry; activation of store-operated calcium channel activity
Cellular component (GO): endoplasmic reticulum; plasma membrane
Molecular function (GO): calcium channel regulator activity; calcium ion binding; protein binding
Source: RefSeq, a predicted model, not a curated record